This is a messenger RNA of Falco peregrinus (peregrine falcon), 19505 nucleotides long. Its product is annotated as mucin-5AC. Gene Ontology annotation, cellular component: extracellular matrix. The coding region runs from base 1 to 18447 and encodes 6148 amino acids. The record is from RefSeq and is a predicted model, not a curated record. Lineage: Eukaryota; Metazoa; Chordata; Aves; Falconiformes; Falconidae. Gene Ontology annotation, molecular function: protein binding. The transcript is spliced from 64 exons.
AUGGAAACAGGAGUCUGCAAUGCAUAUGGCAUGAAGCAGAGAGUUGGAGCCAUGCAGUGCACAGAGAGAGAAGCAAACAUCUCUCUGAGGCUAGUUCAAGCCCAGGACGAUGAACAUCAAACAGAAUCAGACUAUGUUUCUGAAGCCCUCCUGCAGCGACAAAAAAAUUUUUCACCGGCUUCGAAAUCCCAAGAACUGACAAUCAUUCCAGCUUUUCAAAACACACUGAAGCUAAAGGCUGGCAACCCCUCCCACAAUGGCCGUGUGUGCAGCACCUGGGGUAACUUCCACUUCAAAACCUUUGAUGGGGACAUCUUUUACUUCCCUGGGGUCUGCAAUUACAUCUUUACAUCCAACUGCAAAUCUCCCUAUGAGGAUUUCAACAUCCAGAUCAGGCGUACAAUGAUGGAAAACGCUACCGUGAUCACUCAUGUAAUCAUGAAGCUGGAAGGAGUAGUGAUUGAACUGACCCGUGGCUCUGUCCUGCUUGAUGACAAACCGGUUCAGAUGCCCUACAGCCAUAUGGGAGUCUUGAUAGAGAGAAGUAACAGCUAUCUGAAAGUGUCUGCCAAGUUAGGACUGACCUUCCUUUGGAAUGAAGAGGACGCCCUCCUGGUGGAACUAGAUACGAAAUACGCCAAUCAAACUUGUGGACUUUGUGGGGACUUCAAUGGAAUUCCAAUCAGCAAUGAAUUUAUUUCAGAGAAGACAAAACUGACACCCAUACAGUUUGGGAACAGGCAGAAGAUGGAUGGACCCACAGAGCAGUGUGCUGAUCCUAUUUCUCCUGGUGUUACAGUGAACUGCUCAGCUGAAUUUGCUUCUAUCUGUGAGACAGUGUUAACCAGUGAAGCCUUUACAAGCUGUAAUGCACUUGUGAGUGUUCAGGACUACAUUGAAACUUGCAUACAAGACCUAUGCCACUGUGAUAGCUCUAUGGCUGACUUCUGCAUGUGCAACACCUUUGCUGAAUACUCCCGGCAGUGUGCUCAUGCAGGUGGACAGCCUCUGAACUGGAGAACCUCAGAACUGUGUCCAAAAUCAUGUCCUUUCAACAUGCAAUACAAGGAGUGUGGCUCCCCCUGCUCUGACACAUGCAGCAACCCAGAACGAUCUGCACUUUGCGAAGAUCAUUGUACAGACGGCUGCGUCUGCCCUCCAGGAAUGGUAUUUGAUGACAUUAAUGGUGCUGGCUGCAUUCCCCGUGAGCAAUGCCACUGUACCUAUGAAGGUGAAACUUAUGCUCCUGGUGUCUCCUUCUCAUCUAAAUGCAGAUCAUGUACCUGUGUGGGAGGUGAAUGGUCUUGUGUCACCCAGUCAUGCCCCGGGACUUGCAGUAUUGAAGGAGGCUCCCACAUUUCAACAUUUGAUGAGAAACAUUAUUCCUUCUUUGGAGACUGUAGCUAUGUUUUAACCAAGCUCUGUGACAGCAAUGAAUUUACUGUUCUGGGAGAUAUCCACAAGUGUGGCCUGACUGACACUGAGACAUGCCUCAAGGGCAUCGCCAUCAGCCUAAGUGGGGGACAAACUAACAUUGUGAUCCAGCCUUCUGGCAGUGUAUUUGUGAAUAUGAUCUACACACAGCUCCCAUUUUCUGCAGCGAAUGUCACCAUCUUCAGACCAUCAUCUUUCUUCAUCAUUCUGCAAACAAGCUUUGGUCUUCAGCUACAGGUUCAGCUUGUUCCUCUCAUGCAACUUUUUAUAGACUUGGACCCAUCACAUAAAGGGCAGACCUGUGGUCUCUGUGGUAACUUCAAUGACGUGCAGACAGAUGAUUUCAAAACCACCAGCGGUGUAAUAGAGGGUACUUCAGCAGCCUUUGGCAAUACUUGGAAAACUCGGGCUGAUUGUCAUGAUGCCCAAAACACCUUUGAGAACCCCUGUACUCUCAGCAUACAGAAUGACCAGUAUGCUCAGCAUUGGUGUGGACUGCUCUCUGAUGCCAUGGGACCUUUUGCUGAAUGUCAUUCGACAGUGAAUCCAGAAGUUUACCAGAAGAACUGCAUGUUUGACACGUGUAACUGUGAGAAGAGUGAGGACUGCAUGUGUGCUGCCCUUUCCAGCUAUGUCAGGGCCUGUGCUGCUAAAGGAGUUUUCCUCACUGGAUGGAGAAACAAAGCCUGCACAAAAUACACCACCUUGUGUCCGAAAUCCUUGAAGUACACUUACAAUGUCGAUUCCUGUCAACCCACCUGCCGGUCUCUGAGUGAGCCUGAUGUCACGUGCAGCAUCAAGUUUGUUCCAGUUGAUGGCUGCACCUGCAUGAAUGGAACCUACAUGGAUGAAAAUGGCAAAUGUGUACCUGCUUCUAGCUGUCCUUGUUACUACAAAGGAAUGCCUCUGUCUUCUGGAGAAGUUAUUCAUGAUAAUGGUGUUGUCUGCACUUGCACCUAUGGAAAGCUGAGCUGCAUUGGAGAGAAACCCGAACCAGUCUGUGCACAUCCCAUGGUCUAUAUUGAUUGUGGCAAUGCCACUGCAGAUGUGGUAGGAGCAGAAUGCCAGAAGAGCUGUCAGACUCUAGAUAUGGAAUGUUACAGAACUCAGUGUAUCUCUGGAUGCGUAUGUCCUCAUAAUCAAGUGUUAGAUGGCAAAGGUGGCUGUAUAGCUCCAGAAGACUGUCCAUGUAUUCACAAUGGGAUUUCCUACAGUCCAGGAGAAUCAGUCAGAGUUGGCUGUAACAACUGCACAUGCAGAAACAGAAAAUGGCACUGCUCUGAGGAACCCUGCCUGGAAACCUGUUCUGUUUAUGGAGAUGGGCAUUAUACCACCUUUGAUGGCAAACGCUUUGACUUUGAAGGAGACUGUGAAUAUGUUCUGGUCCAGAACUACUGUGGUCAACAAACUAUGAACCAGGGAACAUUCAGAGUCAUCACUGAGAACAUUCCAUGUGGCACCACAGGAACCACCUGCUCUAAGUCUAUUAAAGUUUUCCUGGGGAACUUUGAGCUGGUACUCAGUGAUGGACGCUCUGAUGUCAUCCAGAGGGCACCUGGAGGAAAAAUGCCAUUCCAAAUCCGUUCCAUGGGCAUCUACCUGGUGGUUGACACUACUGUUGGUCUGAUACUCAUGUGGGACAAGAAAACCAGUAUAUUCAUCAAACUUAGUCCCAGCUUUCAGGGACACGUCUGCGGACUUUGCGGAAACUAUGAUGGCAAUGGAAAUAAUGACUUCACUACUCGCAGUCAGUCCGUGGUAGGAAAUGUGCUGGAGUUUGCCAACAGCUGGAAAGUGUCUUCUAGUUGCCCAAAUGCCAAUCGUACCAAAGAUCCAUGCACUGCAAAUCCAUACAGGAAAGCCUGGGCACAGAAGCAAUGCAGCAUCAUUACCAGUGAAGUGUUUGCAAAGUGUCACUCCGAGGUUGAACCAAAUGAAUAUUAUCAAGCAUGUGUGGAUGACGCUUGUGCCUGCGACACUGGAGGAGACUGUGAAUGUUUCUGUACAGCAGUAGCUGCCUAUGCUCAAGUGUGUAAUGAGCGGGACAUCUGCAUUUCAUGGAGGACUCCAUCCAUUUGUCCUCUGUUCUGUGAUUACUACAAUCCACAAGGGGAAUGUGAGUGGCAUUACCAGCCAUGUGGAGCCCCUUGCAUGAAGACCUGCAAUAAUCCAAGUGGGAAAUGCCUUCAUGAGUUGAGAGGUUUGGAAGGCUGCUAUCCGCAGUGUCCAAAGAAUAAGCCCUAUUUUGAUGAGGAAACCAUGACUUGUGUUUCUAAUUGUGGUUGUUAUGAAAAUGGAAAAAAUUACAAACCAGGAAUGCAGAUGCCUUCAAAGCAGAAUUGUCAAUCAUGUGAAUGCACAAUUCAUGGCAAAAAAUGCAAAUAUGAUGAAAAUGAAUGUGUCUGCAUUUAUGAGGGACAUAAAUACAACUAUAGAGAUGUGAUCUACAAUACUACAGAUGGCACAGGAGGGUGUAUUGUUGCGGUCUGUGGUCCCAAUGGAACUAUUGAAAGGUUUGUCUAUGGAUGUCCAGUCUCAACAUCACCCACAACAACAACGUUUCACUUCAGCACUACGCCACCUGCUGCUACUUCCACAGUGACACCAACUACAUCAAUAUGUGUUCAUGAAGUCUGUGAGUGGUCAGAAUGGUAUGACGGGAGUCAGCAAACCCCUGGCUACGAUGGUGGAGAUUUUGAAACCUUUCAAGAUUUGAGAGCUAAAGGUUAUGAAGUCUGUAAAGCUCCACGGGAUGUUCAAUGCAGAGCAGAGAAAUACCCUAACAUAACACUAAAAGACCUUGGCCAAGAAGUAGAAUGCAGUACAACAGCUGGUCUUAUAUGUUACAACAAAGAUCAGAUUUCAACAAUGUGCUACAAUUAUGAAAUAAGAAUCUUAUGCUGUGCUUUUGUACCAUGUUCUUCCACAACAAAUUUCAGCACAUCAACACCAACCAUGACACCAGCUAAAAGCACAGAAACAUCAAGUUCAACUGAAGAAACCACAUCAUUUUCAACCACUACAUUACCACUUACUACAACUUCUGAAAGUACAACAUUCACAACUUCAACUACUAAAGAAACAACUACAAGCACAAGUGAAAUGACAACAUCUGUAACUUCUUCUGCUUCAACAUCUCAACCUUGUAUUGAAGAAGAAUGCUACUGGUCAAUGUGGUACGAUGCAAGUUACCCAGGGUCUGGAUAUGAUGAUGGAGAUUUUGACACAAUACACAACAUUGAAAAGAAGGGAUACAAAGUCUGUAAUAACAGAAAGGCUGUUGAAUGCAGAGCAGUAAGGUUCCCUGAUGUACCAUAUCCCCUACUAGAACAACAUAUAACAUGUAACACGGAAGAAGGGUUGAUAUGCUACAAUAAAGACCAACUACCACCAAUCUGCUAUAAUUAUGAAAUAAGAUUUAAAUGCUGUCAAAAUAUAACAGUACCAUGCCCAACAAGUAAAGCGCCUACUACAACUUCCACAAAACCAACACCGACCCAAAUAGCUACGACUCAAAGUACACCGUACACAGAACUACCAACAACACCACACUUAAUAACAAAACAUAAAAGCACUACAAUUUCAACAAUGCCACCAGAAACAGGAUAUAUACACACUGAAACUACAUCAGAAACAACAACCCACACUACAUACGAAACACAAACAACAAAAACUUCAAGGCCCACCCCGACACCUACCAUAUCCUCCACUGGCGUGAGCUCCACCACCACCACCACCACCACCACCACCUCGUCCAUUACCACCUGUCAAAAAGAAGUGUGCUCCUGGACCGAAUGGUUCGACGUCGACUUCCCCUCCCCGGGGCCCAGCCAGGGAGACUUUGAAACCUACGAGCACAUCCGGGCCGCCGGCAAGAAGAUCUGUCACCAGCCCAAGGAAAUCGAGUGCCAGGCAGAGGACUACCCCGAGGUUGCCAUCCAACAGGUCGGGCAGGUCGUGCAGUGCGACGUCCACUUUGGCCUGGUGUGCAAGAACGAAGACCAGACCGGCAAAUUUAAGUUGUGCCUCAACUACAGGAUACGCGUCUACUGCUGCACCCCGAACUACGAGUGUGUGACCAGCACACCCCUGCCCACCACCAGCCCCACCACCAUCACCACCCGCAAACCAACCACCACCACCCCGACUUCCGCCACAGUCACGACCUCCACCUCCACGACCUCCUCCCCCACCACGCGGCCCACCUCCUCAGAAACCACACAGCAGACCUCCACCACCACAACCAGACCCACCCCGACACCUACCAUAUCCUCCACUGGCGUGAGCUCCACCACCACCACCACCACCACCACCACCUCGUCCAUUACCACCUGUCAAAAAGAAGUGUGCUCCUGGACCGAAUGGUUCGACGUCGACUUCCCCUCCCCGGGGCCCAGCCAGGGAGACUUUGAAACCUACGAGCACAUCCGGGCCGCCGGCAAGAAGAUCUGUCACCAGCCCAAGGAAAUCGAGUGCCAGGCAGAGGACUACCCCGAGGUUGCCAUCCAACAGGUCGGGCAGGUCGUGCAGUGCGACGUCCACUUUGGCCUGGUGUGCAAGAACGAAGACCAGACCGGCAAAUUUAAGUUGUGCCUCAACUACAGGAUACGCGUCUACUGCUGCACCCCGAACUACGAGUUCACGACCUACACCUCCACGACCUCCUCCCCCACCACGCGGCCCACCUCCUCAGAAACCACACAGCAGACCUCCACCACCACAACCAGACCCACCCCGACACCUACCAUAUCCUCCACUGGCGUGAGCUCCACCACCACCACCUCGUCCAUUACCACCUGUCAAAAAGAAGUGUGCUCCUGGACCGAAUGGUUCGACGUCGACUUCCCCUCCCCGGGGCCCAGCCAGGGAGACUUUGAAACCUACGAGCACAUCCGGGCCGCCGGCAAGAAGAUCUGUCACCAGCCCAAGGAAAUCGAGUGCCAGGCAGAGGACUACCCCGAGGUUGCCAUCCAACAGGUCGGGCAGGUCGUGCAGUGCGACGUCCACUUUGGCCUGGUGUGCAAGAACGAAGACCAGACCGGCAAAUUUAAGUUGUGCCUCAACUACAGGAUACGCGUCUACUGCUGCACCCCGAACUACGAGUGUGUGACCAGCACACCCCUGCCCACCACCAGCCCCACCACCAUCACCACCCGCAAACCAACCACCACCACCCCGACUUCCGCCACAGUCACGACCUCCACCUCCACGACCUCCUCCCCCACCACGCGGCCCACCUCCUCAGAAACCACACAGCAGACCUCCACCACCACAACCAGACCCACCCCGACACCUACCAUAUCCUCCACUGGCGUGAGCUCCACCACCACCACCUCGUCCAUUACCACCUGUCAAAAAGAAGUGUGCUCCUGGACCGAAUGGUUCGACGUCGACUUCCCCUCCCCGGGGCCCAGCCAGGGAGACUUUGAAACCUACGAGCACAUCCGGGCCGCCGGCAAGAAGAUCUGUCACCAGCCCAAGGAAAUCGAGUGCCAGGCAGAGGACUACCCCGAGGUUGCCAUCCAACAGGUCGGGCAGGUCGUGCAGUGCGACAUCCACUUUGGCCUGGUGUGCAAGAACGAAGACCAGACCGGCAAAUUUAAGUUGUGCCUCAACUACAGGAUACGCGUCUACUGCUGCACCCCGAACUACGAGUGUGUGACCAGCACACCCCUGCCCACCACCAGCCCCACCACCAUCACCACCCGCAAACCAACCACCACCACCCCGACUUCCGCCAUAGUCACGACCUCCACCUCCACGACCUCCUCCCCCACCACGCGGCCCACCUCCUCAGAAACCACACAGCAGACCUCCACCACCACAACCAGACCCACCCCGACACCUACCAUAUCCUCCACUGGCGUGAGCUCCACCACCACCACCACCACCACCACCACCUCGUCCAUUACCACCUGUCAAAAAGAAGUGUGCUCCUGGACCGAAUGGUUCGACGUCGACUUCCCCUCCCCGGGGCCCAGCCAGGGAGACUUUGAAACCUACGAGCACAUCCGGGCCGCCGGCAAGAAGAUCUGUCACCAGCCCAAGGAAAUCGAGUGCCAGGCAGAGGACUACCCCGAGGUUGCCAUCCAACAGGUCGGGCAGGUCGUGCAGUGCGACGUCCACUUUGGCCUGGUGUGCAAGAACGAAGACCAGACCGGCAAAUUUAAGUUGUGCCUCAACUACAGGAUACGCGUCUACUGCUGCACCCCGAACUACGAGUUCACGACCUCCACCUCCACGACCUCCUCCCCCACCACGCGGCCCACCUCCUCAGAAACCACACAGCAGACCUCCACCACCACAACCAGACCCACCCCGACACCUACCAUAUCCUCCACUGGCGUGAGCUCCACCACCACCACCACCACCACCUCGUCCAUUACCACCUGUCAAAAAGAAGUGUGCUCCUGGACCGAAUGGUUCGACGUCGACUUCCCCUCCCCGGGGCCCAGCCAGGGAGACUUUGAAACCUACGAGCACAUCCGGGCCGCCGGCAAGAAGAUCUGUCACCAGCCCAAGGAAAUCGAGUGCCAGGCAGAGGACUACCCCGAGGUUGCCAUCCAACAGGUCGGGCAGGUCGUGCAGUGCGACGUCCACUUUGGCCUGGUGUGCAAGAACGAAGACCAGACCGGCAAAUUUAAGUUGUGCCUCAACUACAGGAUACGCGUCUACUGCUGCACCCCGAACUACGAGUUCACGACCUCCACCUCCACGACCUCCUCCCCCACCACGCGGCCCACCUCCUCAGAAACCACACAGCAGACCUCCACCACCACAACCAGACCCACCCCGACACCUACCAUAUCCUCCACUGGCGUGAGCUCCACCACCACCACCUCGUCCAUUACCACCUGUCAAAAAGAAGUGUGCUCCUGGACCGAAUGGUUCGACGUCGACUUCCCCUCCCCGGGGCCCAGCCAGGGAGACUUUGAAACCUACGAGCACAUCCGGGCCGCCGGCAAGAAGAUCUGUCACCAGCCCAAGGAAAUCGAGUGCCAGGCAGAGGACUACCCCGAGGUUGCCAUCCAACAGGUCGGGCAGGUCGUGCAGUGCGACAUCCACUUUGGCCUGGUGUGCAAGAACGAAGACCAGACCGGCAAAUUUAAGUUGUGCCUCAACUACAGGAUACGCGUCUACUGCUGCACCCCGAACUACGAGUUCACGACCUCCACCUCCACGACCUCCUCCCCCACCACGCGGCCCACCUCCUCAGAAACCACACAGCAGACCUCCACCACCACAACCAGACCCACCCCGACACCUACCAUAUCCUCCACUGGCGUGAGCUCCACCACCACCACCACCACCACCACCACCUCGUCCAUUACCACCUGUCAAAAAGAAGUGUGCUCCUGGACCGAAUGGUUCGACGUCGACUUCCCCUCCCCGGGGCCCAGCCAGGGAGACUUUGAAACCUACGAGCACAUCCGGGCCGCCGGCAAGAAGAUCUGUCACCAGCCCAAGGAAAUCGAGUGCCAGGCAGAGGACUACCCCGAGGUUGCCAUCCAACAGGUCGGGCAGGUCGUGCAGUGCGACGUCCACUUUGGCCUGGUGUGCAAGAACGAAGACCAGACCGGCAAAUUUAAGUUGUGCCUCAACUACAGGAUACGCGUCUACUGCUGCACCCCGAACUACGAGUUCACGACCUCCACCUCCACGACCUCCUCCCCCACCACGCGGCCCACCUCCUCAGAAACCACACAGCAGACCUCCACCACCACAACCAGACCCACCCCGACACCUACCAUAUCCUCCACUGGCGUGAGCUCCACCACCACCACCACCACCACCACCACCUCGUCCAUUACCACCUGUCAAAAAGAAGUGUGCUCCUGGACCGAAUGGUUCGACGUCGACUUCCCCUCCCCGGGGCCCAGCCAGGGAGACUUUGAAACCUACGAGCACAUCCGGGCCGCCGGCAAGAAGAUCUGUCACCAGCCCAAGGAAAUCGAGUGCCAGGCAGAGGACUACCCCGAGGUUGCCAUCCAACAGGUCGGGCAGGUCGUGCAGUGCGACGUCCACUUUGGCCUGGUGUGCAAGAACGAAGACCAGACCGGCAAAUUUAAGUUGUGCCUCAACUACAGGAUACGCGUCUACUGCUGCACCCCGAACUACGAGUGUGUGACCAGCACACCCCUGCCCACCACCAGCCCCACCACCAUCACCACCCGCAAACCAACCACCACCAAACCGACUUCCGCCACAGUCACGACCUCCACCUCCACGACCUCCUCCCCCACCACGCGGCCCACCUCCUCAGAAACCACACAGCAGACCUCCACCACCACAACCAGACCCACCCCGACACCUACCAUAUCCUCCACUGGCGUGAGCUCCACCACCACCACCUCGUCCAUUACCACCUGUCAAAAAGAAGUGUGCUCCUGGACCGAAUGGUUCGACGUCGACUUCCCCUCCCCGGGGCCCAGCCAGGGAGACUUUGAAACCUACGAGCACAUCCGGGCCGCCGGCAAGAAGAUCUGUCACCAGCCCAAGGAAAUCGAGUGCCAGGCAGAGGACUACCCCGAGGUUGCCAUCCAACAGGUCGGGCAGGUCGUGCAGUGCGACGUCCACUUUGGCCUGGUGUGCAAGAACGAAGACCAGACCGGCAAAUUUAAGUUGUGCCUCAACUACAGGAUACGCGUCUACUGCUGCACCCCGAACUACGAGUGUGUGACCAGCACACCCCUGCCCACCACCAGCCCCACCACCAUCACCACCCGCAAACCAACCACCACCACCCCGACUUCCGCCACAGUCACGACCUCCACCUCCACGACCUCCUCCCCCACCACGCGGCCCACCUCCUCAGAAACCACACAGCAGACCUCCACCACCACAACCAGACCCACCCCGACACCUACCAUAUCCUCCACUGGCGUGAGCUCCACCACCACCACCACCACCACCACCACCUCGUCCAUUACCACCUGUCAAAAAGAAGUGUGCUCCUGGACCGAAUGGUUCGACGUCGACUUCCCCUCCCCGGGGCCCAGCCAGGGAGACUUUGAAACCUACGAGCACAUCCGGGCCGCCGGCAAGAAGAUCUGUCACCAGCCCAAGGAAAUCGAGUGCCAGGCAGAGGACUACCCCGAGGUUGCCAUCCAACAGGUCGGGCAGGUCGUGCAGUGCGACGUCCACUUUGGCCUGGUGUGCAAGAACGAAGACCAGACCGGCAAAUUUAAGUUGUGCCUCAACUACAGGAUACGCGUCUACUGCUGCACCCCGAACUACGAGUGUGUGACCAGCACACCCCUGCCCACCACCAGCCCCACCACCAUCACCACCCGCAAACCAACCACCACCACCCCGACUUCCGCCACAGUCACGACCUCCACCUCCACGACCUCCUCCCCCACCACGCGGCCCACCUCCUCAGAAACCACACAGCAGACCUCCACCACCACAACCAGACCCACCCCGACACCUACCAUAUCCUCCACUGGCGUGAGCUCCACCACCACCACCUCGUCCAUUACCACCUGUCAAAAAGAAGUGUGCUCCUGGACCGAAUGGUUCGACGUCGACUUCCCCUCCCCGGGGCCCAGCCAGGGAGACUUUGAAACCUACGAGCACAUCCGGGCCGCCGGCAAGAAGAUCUGUCACCAGCCCAAGGAAAUCGAGUGCCAGGCAGAGGACUACCCCGAGGUUGCCAUCCAACAGGUCGGGCAGGUCGUGCAGUGCGACGUCCACUUUGGCCUGGUGUGCAAGAACGAAGACCAGACCGGCAAAUUUAAGUUGUGCCUCAACUACAGGAUACGCGUCUACUGCUGCACCCCGAACUACGAGUUCACGACCUCCACCUCCACGACCUCCUCCCCCACCACGCGGCCCACCUCCUCAGAAACCACACAGCAGACCUCCACCACCACAACCAGACCCACCCCGACACCUACCAUAUCCUCCACUGGCGUGAGCUCCACCACCACCACCUCGUCCAUUACCACCUGUCAAAAAGAAGUGUGCUCCUGGACCGAAUGGUUCGACGUCGACUUCCCCUCCCCGGGGCCCAGCCAGGGAGACUUUGAAACCUACGAGCACAUCCGGGCCGCCGGCAAGAAGAUCUGUCACCAGCCCAAGGAAAUCGAGUGCCAGGCAGAGGACUACCCCGAGGUUGCCAUCCAACAGGUCGGGCAGGUCGUGCAGUGCGACGUCCACUUUGGCCUGGUGUGCAAGAACGAAGACCAGACCGGCAAAUUUAAGUUGUGCCUCAACUACAGGAUACGCGUCUACUGCUGCACCCCGAACUACGAGUUCACGACCUCCACCUCCACGACCUCCUCCCCCACCACGCGGCCCACCUCCUCAGAAACCACACAGCAGACCUCCACCACCACAACCAGACCCACCCCGACACCUACCAUAUCCUCCACUGGCGUGAGCUCCACCACCACCACCUCGUCCAUUACCACCUGUCAAAAAGAAGUGUGCUCCUGGACCGAAUGGUUCGACGUCGACUUCCCCUCCCCGGGGCCCAGCCAGGGAGACUUUGAAACCUACGAGCACAUCCGGGCCGCCGGCAAGAAGAUCUGUCACCAGCCCAAGGAAAUCGAGUGCCAGGCAGAGGACUACCCCGAGGUUGCCAUCCAACAGGUCGGGCAGGUCGUGCAGUGCGACGUCCACUUUGGCCUGGUGUGCAAGAACGAAGACCAGACCGGCAAAUUUAAGUUGUGCCUCAACUACAGGAUACGCGUCUACUGCUGCACCCCGAACUACGAGUUCACGACCUCCACCUCCACGACCUCCUCCCCCACCACGCGGCCCACCUCCUCAGAAACCACACAGCAGACCUCCACCACCACAACCAGACCCACCCCGACACCUACCAUAUCCUCCACUGGCGUGAGCUCCACCACCACCACCACCACCACCACCACCUCGUCCAUUACCACCUGUCAAAAAGAAGUGUGCUCCUGGACCGAAUGGUUCGACGUCGACUUCCCCUCCCCGGGGCCCAGCCAGGGAGACUUUGAAACCUACGAGCACAUCCGGGCCGCCGGCAAGAAGAUCUGUCACCAGCCCAAGGAAAUCGAGUGCCAGGCAGAGGACUACCCCGAGGUUGCCAUCCAACAGGUCGGGCAGGUCGUGCAGUGCGACGUCCACUUUGGCCUGGUGUGCAAGAACGAAGACCAGACCGGCAAAUUUAAGUUGUGCCUCAACUACAGGAUACGCGUCUACUGCUGCACCCCGAACUACGAGUGUGUGACCAGCACACCCCUGCCCACCACCAGCCCCACCAUCACGACCUCCACCUCCACGACCUCCUCCCCCACCACGCGGCCCACCUCCUCAGAAACCACACAGCAGACCUCCACCACCACAACCAGACCCACCCCGACACCUACCAUAUCCUCCACUGGCGUGAGCUCCACCACCACCACCACCACCACCACCACCUCGUCCAUUACCACCUGUCAAAAAGAAGUGUGCUCCUGGACCGAAUGGUUCGACGUCGACUUCCCCUCCCCGGGGCCCAGCCAGGGAGACUUUGAAACCUACGAGCACAUCCGGGCCGCCGGCAAGAAGAUCUGUCACCAGCCCAAGGAAAUCGAGUGCCAGGCAGAGGACUACCCCGAGGUUGCCAUCCAACAGGUCGGGCAGGUCGUGCAGUGCGACGUCCACUUUGGCCUGGUGUGCAAGAACGAAGACCAGACCGGCAAAUUUAAGUUGUGCCUCAACUACAGGAUACGCGUCUACUGCUGCACCCCGAACUACGAGUUCACGACCUCCACCUCCACGACCUCCUCCCCCACCACGCGGCCCACCUCCUCAGAAACCACACAGCAGACCUCCACCACCACAACCAGACCCACCCCGACACCUACCAUAUCCUCCACUGGCGUGAGCUCCACCACCACCACCUCGUCCAUUACCACCUGUCAAAAAGAAGUGUGCUCCUGGACCGAAUGGUUCGACGUCGACUUCCCCUCCCCGGGGCCCAGCCAGGGAGACUUUGAAACCUACGAGCACAUCCGGGCCGCCGGCAAGAAGAUCUGUCACCAGCCCAAGGAAAUCGAGUGCCAGGCAGAGGACUACCCCGAGGUUGCCAUCCAACAGGUCGGGCAGGUCGUGCAGUGCGACGUCCACUUUGGCCUGGUGUGCAAGAACGAAGACCAGACCGGCAAAUUUAAGUUGUGCCUCAACUACAGGAUACGCGUCUACUGCUGCACCCCGAACUACGAGUUCACGACCUCCACCUCCACGACCUCCUCCCCCACCACGCGGCCCACCUCCUCAGAAACCACACAGCAGACCUCCACCACCACAACCAGACCCACCCCGACACCUACCAUAUCCUCCACUGGCGUGAGCUCCACCACCACCACCACCACCACCACCACCUCGUCCAUUACCACCUGUCAAAAAGAAGUGUGCUCCUGGACCGAAUGGUUCGACGUCGACUUCCCCUCCCCGGGGCCCAGCCAGGGAGACUUUGAAACCUACGAGCACAUCCGGGCCGCCGGCAAGAAGAUCUGUCACCAGCCCAAGGAAAUCGAGUGCCAGGCAGAGGACUACCCCGAGGUUGCCAUCCAACAGGUCGGGCAGGUCGUGCAGUGCGACGUCCACUUUGGCCUGGUGUGCAAGAACGAAGACCAGACCGGCAAAUUUAAGUUGUGCCUCAACUACAGGAUACGCGUCUACUGCUGCACCCCGAACUACGAGUUCACGACCUCCACCUCCACGACCUCCUCCCCCACCACGCGGCCCACCUCCUCAGAAACCACACAGCAGACCUCCACCACCACAACCAGACCCACCCCGACACCUACCAUAUCCUCCACUGGCGUGAGCUCCACCACCACCACCUCGUCCAUUACCACCUGUCAAAAAGAAGUGUGCUCCUGGACCGAAUGGUUCGACGUCGACUUCCCCUCCCCGGGGCCCAGCCAGGGAGACUUUGAAACCUACGAGCACAUCCGGGCCGCCGGCAAGAAGAUCUGUCACCAGCCCAAGGAAAUCGAGUGCCAGGCAGAGGACUACCCCGAGGUUGCCAUCCAACAGGUCGGGCAGGUCGUGCAGUGCGACGUCCACUUUGGCCUGGUGUGCAAGAACGAAGACCAGACCGGCAAAUUUAAGUUGUGCCUCAACUACAGGAUACGCGUCUACUGCUGCACCCCGAACUACGAGUUCACGACCUCCACCUCCACGACCUCCUCCCCCACCACGCGGCCCACCUCCUCAGAAACCACACAGCAGACCUCCACCACCACAACCAGACCCACCCCGACACCUACCAUAUCCUCCACUGGCGUGAGCUCCACCACCACCACCUCGUCCAUUACCACCUGUCAAAAAGAAGUGUGCUCCUGGACCGAAUGGUUCGACGUCGACUUCCCCUCCCCGGGGCCCAGCCAGGGAGACUUUGAAACCUACGAGCACAUCCGGGCCGCCGGCAAGAAGAUCUGUCACCAGCCCAAGGAAAUCGAGUGCCAGGCAGAGGACUACCCCGAGGUUGCCAUCCAACAGGUCGGGCAGGUCGUGCAGUGCGACGUCCACUUUGGCCUGGUGUGCAAGAACGAAGACCAGACCGGCAAAUUUAAGUUGUGCCUCAACUACAGGAUACGCGUCUACUGCUGCACCCCGAACUACGAGUUCACGACCUCCACCUCCACGACCUCCUCCCCCACCACGCGGCCCACCUCCUCAGAAACCACACAGCAGACCUCCACCACCACAACCAGACCCACCCCGACACCUACCAUAUCCUCCACUGGCGUGAGCUCCACCACCACCACCACCACCACCACCACCUCGUCCAUUACCACCUGUCAAAAAGAAGUGUGCUCCUGGACCGAAUGGUUCGACGUCGACUUCCCCUCCCCGGGGCCCAGCCAGGGAGACUUUGAAACCUACGAGCACAUCCGGGCCGCCGGCAAGAAGAUCUGUCACCAGCCCAAGGAAAUCGAGUGCCAGGCAGAGGACUACCCCGAGGUUGCCAUCCAACAGGUCGGGCAGGUCGUGCAGUGCGACGUCCACUUUGGCCUGGUGUGCAAGAACGAAGACCAGACCGGCAAAUUUAAGUUGUGCCUCAACUACAGGAUACGCGUCUACUGCUGCACCCCGAACUACGAGUUCACGACCUCCACCUCCACGACCUCCUCCCCCACCACGCGGCCCACCUCCUCAGAAACCACACAGCAGACCUCCACCACCACAACCAGACCCACCCCGACACCUACCAUAUCCUCCACUGGCGUGAGCUCCACCACCACCACCACCACCACCACCACCUCGUCCAUUACCACCUGUCAAAAAGAAGUGUGCUCCUGGACCGAAUGGUUCGACGUCGACUUCCCCUCCCCGGGGCCCAGCCAGGGAGACUUUGAAACCUACGAGCACAUCCGGGCCGCCGGCAAGAAGAUCUGUCACCAGCCCAAGGAAAUCGAGUGCCAGGCAGAGGACUACCCCGAGGUUGCCAUCCAACAGGUCGGGCAGGUCGUGCAGUGCGACGUCCACUUUGGCCUGGUGUGCAAGAACGAAGACCAGACCGGCAAAUUUAAGUUGUGCCUCAACUACAGGAUACGCGUCUACUGCUGCACCCCGAACUACGAGUGUGAGUUGAUUUAUAGCAAAACUGAUAGUGAUGGAUGUACAUUUUAUGCAAUCUGUAGUCCAACAUGUACAGUUGAACGACACACUGUACAAUGUAAUGUUACUACUCCUCUGACCACUACUUCACCUGAACUGUCUACCUUAACGACAUCAGUUCCUCAGUCUACCACUUCUGGAAAUAUUUGUGUUUCAUCUUCUUAUCCUCCCCUUCGGCCUGGAGAAACAUACAAAUUAUCCAACUGUACAGAAAUCAUCUGUAAGGGAGACAACAAGAUAGAGGUAGUUCCCACACAGUGUCCACCCGUAAAGGAAAUUACCUGUGCAAACAAAUACCCAGCAAUACUGGUACCUGAUGAAAACGGCUGCUGUUACCACUACGAGUGUCAAUGUGUGUGCAGUGGAUGGGGUGAUCCUCAUUACAUUACUUUUGAUGGAAUCUACUAUACUUUCCUUGAAAAUUGCACUUACGUCCUGGUGAAACAGAUUGUACCUAAAUAUGACAACUUCCGUGUUUACAUUGACAAUUACUACUGCAAUUCAAAAGAUGGACUUUCCUGCCCAAAAUCCAUUAUUAUUUUCUACAAAUCUGCAGAAGUGGUGCUGACCCGUGAACUCAUGAAUGGUGUGAUGACCAACGUGAUGUACUUCAACAGAAAGAUUGUCAAACCAGGCUUCAAAAAAGAUGGCAUUUAUUUCUCCACACUUGGCAUAAACAUGAUUGUUGAAAUACCAGAGAUUGGUGUGACCAUUACCUUCAGCGGGCUCAUUUUCUCUGUGAAACUCCCGUACAGCUUAUUUGGCAACAACACCGAAGGACAGUGUGGAACAUGUACAAAUAAAAAAUCAGAUGAAUGCCGCUUACCAAGUGGUGAGAUCAUUUCUUCCUGUCCCCAAAUGGCUCAUCACUGGUUCGUUGGUAACGACACGUCAUGCCAUGGAGUACCAGUACCACCACCAGUUGUAACCACACCUUCACCAAAGCCUCAGUGUGAAACAUCUCUCUGCAAGCUUAUCUGGAGCGAGGUUUUUGCAGAUUGUCACACCGUGAUACCACCAGAACCAUUUUUCAAAGGCUGUGUUUUUGAUGCAUGUCGCAUAGAGGAUAAAUCCGUGCAGUGUUCCAGUUUGGAGAUGUAUGCUACUGAGUGUGCUGCUAGAGGUGUCUGCAUUGACUGGAGAGGAAAGACCAACAACACAUGCCCAUACAACUGUUCAGCAAACUUGGUAUACAAGCCAUGUGGGCCCAUUAAUCCUGCUACCUGUGACCCAAGUGUUGUUGAGCUUCCUGGCUAUGGAGUAACUGAAGGAUGUUUCUGUCCUGAAGGAAAGAAAUUCUUAAGUCAAGACAGCAACAUCUGUGUCCCUGGAUGCUUUUGUAUGGAUCAAAAUGGAGUAUCCAGACAGCCAGGAGAAAAAUGGUCAAAAGAUUGCCAGGAAUGUGUCUGUGAGGAAAAUACUCUUAAAGUGCACUGUAUAAAACACAAAUGUUCUCCAACACAGCAAGUAUUUUGUGAUGAACCAGGUUACAUGCCCGUUCAGACACCAAUACCAGAUGAUCCAUGCUGUACCAGGACUGAAUGCUUCUGCAACACUAGCCUCUGCCCUAAGGUCACACCCCAGUGCUUAGAGGGACAAGAAGCAGUCACAAUAAUGCAGCCUGGGAAAUGCUGUCCUACCUUUGAAUGCAGACAUGGCUGUGUAGUCAAUGAAACCUACUAUGCACCUGGAGCUGUCAUUCCAUCAGGCCCCUGUGAAGAAUGCAUCUGUUCUGAAUCCCCUUACUCAAGCCCUCACCAUGCUACUGUCAAGUGCAAGCCUGUUAUCUGUGACACACACUGCCCAGCAGGUUAUAAGUACACAAAGGAACCUGGACAGUGCUGUGGCACGUGCAAGGCAGUGGCUUGUGUAGUGACUAUUGGAGACAUUACACGCGUGCUCAAAGUUGGAGAAUUCUGGAGCCCACUUGGUGAUAACUGUACAAUUUACACAUGUGAAAAAUAUGAUGACCAGUUCAUUCAGGUCAUCUCACAGAAAAGCUGUCCUCCCUUUAACCCUGAUGAAUGUGAUCCAGAUGACAUCCAGCUAUCUGAAGAUGGCUGCUGUAAAGAGUGCCCAAGAAAUCUGAAGACUUGUACGAAGCACAAUACUACUACUGUCAUCAAACAUCAUGGAUGUAAAUCUGCACCUGUUGAGAUGACACACUGUGAAGGCAGCUGUGAUGCUUACUCACGAUAUUCUCCAGAGGCAAACACAAUGGAACAUAAAUGCUCGUGUUGUCAGGAAAUCAAGACCAGCCAAAGAAAAGUGACUCUGACGUGCAGUGACGGAACUUACCUUGAUCACUCAUACACCUAUGUGGAGCAAUGCGGCUGUGUGAGCGCUUUCUGCAUUCCCCAGGAUAGCACCCAACAGGGAAUAAGCCAAGCAAAGACCUCUCAGGAGCAACCGAAUGUCUAAAAUUAGAACUAGAGAGAAGCCAAACAAGGAACAUAAGACUAAAAAAAACAAAAACAAAAAGAAACACCCCAAAAAACCAAAACAAACCACUUUGAAAAAAUACAAAAGUAUCAGAAGCAGCUAAGAUUUUGGAUGAACAGAGGAUAUUUUCUGCAUGCAAAUUCAAUGUCUGUCCACAUUAUUUCAUUUUUCGUUGCUGAUAUAUCUUCCAUUGUUUUUAAUAACUUUUCUUUUACACCUUUUUUUUUUUAAAAAAAUGUCAUUUACAGAAUGACAUAAGGUCAUUUUGACAUCUUCUUUUAGUUUGUCUUCUGAGAAGUGCUGUACCAUAAGACUGAAAGCUGGAUUUACACUUGCACAAAGUCUACUAUGAGAACAAUAUUCCCUUCUGUCUUGAAGGUUGCCUGUGUGGCAUAAUAUAGACACUUGACAAUAUCUGAUAUUUCCAUUGACACAGACUGAACUUUUUAAUAAUAUUUUCAUUCCAGUUCAUUGAGACAAAUCAAAAGCUAAAGUCCAGAAAACAAACAAAAAAAAUGCAAAGAAAACUGUACUUCUCUGUUGCUUCAUUUUUCUUUUUUCAUUAAGGAAAACUUAGACUGCAGAAAGCCAUACCUUCUCAAAACUAUAAACUUCAAUAUUUUGAACUAUUUAUGAUAGGCAUAUUUCCCUAUAUAUUCUUGUGAGAAAAAGAGAAAUCCUAUCAUAGGAAGCUGCUGCACACUAGUCUUUGUUUACAUAACACCAUCAGCAUAGUAAUUGUACGAAAAAUAUGGAUUUUUUUGUUUUUUUGUGGUUAACUGUUUACAGAAGAAGUAUAUAUAUAUAUAUUUGCCAACAGGGGCAUAUGAAGGAUUUUUGUAAACAAAAGUUAAUAAUAAUAAAUAUAAAUCCUUUCCUAGGAAGCUUUUAAAAGUUGAACCAUUGCUAUUUAUUUUGUUUUUUUGGAAAACUGAUUUAUUGGGUCAUUUCUUUCAGAAUUAAUGUUAUCCCAUUUCUUCUUAGUCUUAGUCAGGUUGUCUGGGUGUGGUAUGUUUUCUUUUUCUGUUUUGUUUUGG